GCCAUGACUAGUUAUAUUAUUAAUAAUAUUAUUAUUUUUAAAAAAUAGACUUGGCCAGUAAAUAAUAUUGGCUCUCUUGCUGAAAUCGGAAGUUGAAACCUCUGCCAUAACCCACUUUUUCAACUUCUCGUCUUCUUCACGUCUCCGCUGCCAAGCAAACCCACAAUCUCUACCUCAGGUUGUCUCUGCCCUUAAAGAAUUGGUGGACAGUUGUGGUGGUUUUUGACAUUUCUGAAGAAAUAGGUCAGAAAUGAAUCAGAGAGGCUUAAUAUAUAGCUUUGUUGCAAAAGGAACUGUUGUUCUGGCAGAGCAUACACCAUAUUCAGGGAACUUUACUACUAUUGCUGUCCAGUGCUUGCAGAAGCUGCCUUCAAACAGUAGCAAGUAUACUUACUCCUGUGACGGGCAUACAUUCAACUUUUUAAUUGAUAAUGGAUUUGUCUUCCUUGUUGUUGCAGAUGAAUCAGUCGGGAGAAGUGUGCCUUUUGUGUUUCUGGAGCGUGUGAAAGAUGAUUUCAAACAGCGUUAUGCUGGGAGUAUUAGGAAUGAGGAAGCACAUCCACUUGCUGAUGAUGACGACGACGAUGAUUUAUUUGAAGAUCGAUUUAGUAUUUCAUACAAUCUGGACAGGGAUUUUGGGCCAAGGCUUAAGGAGCACAUGCAAUAUUGCAUCAACCAUCCAGAAGAAAUUAGCAAGCUGUCCAAAUUAAAGACUCAAAUAACAGAAGUCAAAGGGAUAAUGAUGGACAAUAUUGAGAAGGUCCUGGAUCGUGGGGAGAGGAUUGAACUUCUGGUGGAUAAAACAGAGAAUCUACAAUUCCAGGCGGACAGCUUCCAGAGGCAGGGCAGGCAACUGCGACGGAAGAUGUGGCUGCAGAACCUCCAGAUGAAGCUGAUGGUAGGAGGGGCAAUCCUUGCCCUAAUCCUGAUAUUAUUGCUUAUAUUCUGUGGCGGUUUCAAAUGUUGAUAGCAAUGUAAGAAUGCUCUGGUAGCACUGGGGUUUUUCUUUUUCUUUUGGUGUAUAAGAAAGUUCCAUUACCUGUACAUGGAGACUGGUGCAGCAAAUUAGUAUUCCACUAUCUGCUCUACUGCUGUACUACCUGGUGGUAUCUGUGUUUAUAGCACUUCCCGAUAAUAAUGUAGAAAAUUAGUGCAUUGACUAUUGUUAUAUGCUUUA
Molecule: messenger RNA, 1177 nt
Organism: Malania oleifera
Lineage: Eukaryota; Viridiplantae; Streptophyta; Magnoliopsida; Santalales; Ximeniaceae
Product: vesicle-associated membrane protein 727
Exons: 6
Coding region: 251-967 (238 amino acids)
Biological process (GO): vesicle-mediated transport
Cellular component (GO): membrane
Source: RefSeq, a predicted model, not a curated record